AUGUCUGACGGGACACUUGCCUCCGCAGUCGCAGUUCCAGACCAAGACAAUCUGCGCCGGUCCCCCGAAUUCAGCACGAAGCGAAGAAAGUCUUCCACGAGCGAGCACGACCCCAAGCGGCGCCGACUCAGCGGCCAGGACGAUGCCCCCGCGCAUGGCCAGCAUUUACGGCAAUCGCCUCCUGCGCCUGCGCCAGAACGUCCUGCCGAACGUAGAGCGCGACAAGGCGGGCGAGAGGAGGAGCGGAAGCGCGGACAACGGUUGUUCGGGGGGUUGCUCGGAACACUCUCGCAGAGCUCGAACUCUGCGGCACAGAGGCGGCGCGCCAAUAUUGAAAAGAAACAGCAAGAAAAGUUGAAAUCUCAGGCAGAGGAGUACGAUGAGCUGAAGAAGCGGCGGAGGGAGCAACGCGAUGAGAUCCGGAGGAAGGAAAAGCCGUUGUAUGAGCGGGAGGCGAUGCAGACUCGGCAUGCGAACCUGGUCGCCAUGGCGCAUUCUCUGAAAACGCGCACAGAACCGGUCCUGUAUUAUAAACCGUGGCAGCUACGGCCUGGCGACGAGGCGGUGAUACGAGAGCAAAUUGAGGACGCCGAAGCCAUAGUUGCGCAGGAAGUUGCCGACUUCGAGGCCCGGUACCCGCCCGAGACCUUUGAGCAACAAGAACCAAAAUCAAAACCAGAAACACAACAGCAAGCAGAGGAUCAAAAGCCAGCAGCAGCACCGGAGUCCCAGCCACAGCCUAAAGCAGUUUCCGAGCAAGAACCAGCACCACAGUCUGAGUCGCAGUCACGGGAGACCCAAGAGGCUACGGAGGCGGGUAUUAACGAUCAUCAGACACAAGGUUCUGAUCAAGUUCCUGCAGAGGUGGUGCCUACUAAUGGGCACGACACUGACAUCCAUGACCAAGCCGAUGCCCAUCGUGCAGCGGACGAUGAUGGUGGUGAGGUCGUCGAGGACAAUGAAGAUACUGUGAUUUACUAG
Messenger RNA from Penicillium alfredii, 981 nucleotides. RefSeq lists its product as uncharacterized. Gene Ontology annotation, cellular component: catalytic step 2 spliceosome. Bases 1 to 981 code for a protein of 326 amino acids. The record is from RefSeq and is a predicted model, not a curated record. NCBI's taxonomy places the organism in Eukaryota, Fungi, Ascomycota, Eurotiomycetes, Eurotiales, Aspergillaceae. The transcript has 4 exons.